This is a messenger RNA of Cryptococcus deneoformans JEC21, 2946 nucleotides long. RefSeq names its product chromatin remodeling-related protein, putative. The coding region runs from base 242 to 2872 and encodes 876 amino acids. Gene Ontology annotation, biological process: chromatin remodeling. Gene Ontology annotation, cellular component: RSC-type complex. The transcript has 11 exons. The record is from RefSeq and is a predicted model, not a curated record. NCBI's taxonomy places the organism in Eukaryota, Fungi, Basidiomycota, Tremellomycetes, Tremellales, Cryptococcaceae. Gene Ontology annotation, molecular function: chromatin binding; protein binding.
UUAUAGUGGUGGCUCCUUGUUCGAGUUGUGGUUGGCUAACCCAGUCGCAGAGAGCAGCAGAAAUACAGCCAGCAGAGCUGGGGGAAUUACUAUACAGGGCAUCUAGAUAUAUGUCUCCUCACUGGAAGAAGAUAAGCCAACUAAGGACGGAUACUUUCUGUUAUAACAGUAGCCAAACAUAGCCUAGCUACUAUAAUAGUUCUACAACAUCACCUUCGUAAUAUCAGUCUUCAUCUCCUCUAUGCCUCCUAGAAAGACUACGCGCAGCCAGAAGCUACAGAUCCCAGUACCGGUAUAUUUUCCGGGCAAUGCGGAAGGAAGGGGUUUCAACGAGAAGCAAUGGGAAGCCUGCAGAGAUAUUUUGAGUAGAGUAUAUGGAGCUAAAGCGGGAAGUCGUAGGCUUUCCGAUAUAUUCCAAGAGCUUCCAGACAGGGAAGAAUUUGCAGAUUACUAUAACGCUAUACCAGAGCCUGAGUGUUUAGACCAUAUUGCUGCUCAACUCGCGUCUCAAGCGUAUCCAAAUCCCGAAACAUUCUUCAAGCAACUCCAUCUUGUCUUUCUUAACGCAAAACAUUAUAACGAGGAAAACUCCACCGUCUACAUUGACGCCAUCAAACUCGAACAGCAGAUCUUCCGGGACUGGUCAGCAAAGGUAGAAGCUCAGGUGUUUUUCCACAACAACCCGUAUCACAACAAUCCAGUCAAGCCAGGAAGGAAGAGUAUCCGAGGCUUUUCAGCGCUCCCGACAAAGUCAACGAGGCCAGGCCCAUUAACGGAAGUGCCACGUCUCAACUCUAUCGCACAGCCUAGUCCUAUCCCAACCUUUGCAAAACCCCCUUCCGGUCCUUCUACCCCAUCGUCCGUGCCGGCCUCUACAUCUGCAUCCCUCAACAGACCCGCACGUUCCAAUCCAUCUCCUCAAAGCCGCCCAAUAUCAUCUUCUAAUAUUACUCUAACUCUCAGUCACGAUUACUCGACUGCCCAAUCAAAUUCCCCGUCAGAUCAAACGAGGAUGGCACCGCGCGAUGCUGACCAGGCUAUCAUCGCAGCUAGAGACGCGACAUUGCCAAAAUGGGAGGGACCUAAAGAGGUAUUACCUGGAAAUCCCGCACCAGGCGGCAUCCCAGGGAGCGGAUGGUUUGGUGAAGGCACGGCCGAUUAUGAAAGAAACAUUGGCGGGCCUGAGCAAUGGCCGCACAAGAUAAGAGAAGUGUUGAGAGCCGUAGAAGGUUAUAGAGAUCAUAGUGGCCAAAGGCUUGCUGAGGUCCUUGACAUCUUGCCCGAGGUGGUAGAUAUCCCGUUCCUGUCAUUUAAUCAUCCCCUUUCCUUUGCCCGAAUCAAUGCCAUCGCGGACGCGUCACGAUAUCUGAGCUUACGAGAUUUUGACAUGGACAUGGCGCGACUGUUCGAAAAAGCCAGACGAUGGUUCCAUGACGGAUCAGAAGAGUACGGCCGAGUGCUCGUGCUGCAAAGACUUUACAAUGCCCUAACUUCCAUCUAUCCUCUUCAACUCCCCCCUUCUGGCAUCCCAGAGCCUUCAUCAAUAGCGUUUGCUUCGAUUCCUGCUGGCCCAGGGAACGCUCGUUCAAUGCACGAGGCGACACAAGAACUCAGGGCCGGGGCAGCAGAGGAGCAAGUCGGAUACGGCAUUACCACUUUCAGGGUUGGCACUAAAGAUAGAGUGUUCACAGAGGAAGCUAGACAUAAAGGGGUAGCGUACAGACUCGGUGACUACGUUCAUGUAAUGAAUCCAGAUGACCCUACAAGACCGAUCAUCGGCCAAAUUUUCAAGACCUUCGUUCCUACAAAGGGGAAGCAAACACAUCAUGCUUCAAUUUGUUGGUAUUAUCGACCUGAACAAACUGUUCACACCCCCGACCAAAUGUUCUAUGAGCAUGAGGUGUUCAAGACUGGACAAUUUUGUGACCACCCUGUUGAGGACAUUAUGGAAAGAAUUUCAGUUCAAUUCUACGUCAAGUAUAUCCGUGGGCGGCCUAGAGAGGGGGAAUUCUAUCCGGGAUGGCCUGUUUAUGUUUGUAAUUCACGUUUCAACCACCGUGAUUAUAACAUUGUCAGAAUUAAAAAUUGGAAUAGUUGUAUUCCCGAAGAACUCCGACAAACUGACUUCAUGUCAAUCAUCCCAUUUGAACGUGUCAUAGAAGCUCGCAUGGUGCCGUCACCAUUAUCGCAAGGAGUUCAAGGCCCAGGGUUCUUCGGCGAACCAAAGAAGGUCCUUGGCGGUAGUGCCGCGCAGGAUGAUGACGAUGAUGACGAUGAAGACAAGGGGAGGAGAAGGGGGAGACCCUCUGUACAUUCUGCCGCUCAUACACCUGCGCCUCAAACCCAGCCACGGGCGCAGCCCGCUGCCGCAGUGUAUCGUGCCUCACCAGCUGUGGUACCGCCUCCUCAACCUCAGGCAGCUCCAGGAGUCGUGCCGGCGCCGCAGAUCCCUGUAACACAACCUGUUGUGGCGCAACAACCCAUCAGGACAUUUGCAGCUCUCAUGGGGGGGCAGCAAGCUCUGGACCAAGUGGCUCAUCGAGAGACGCUUCCAGCGGAAACAGCUCGCCUCUUCCCCACUGAUGCCCGAGGGCAAGUACUAUGGUUCUCUGGGCCACCGUUGGCUCCUGGCGCUAUCCAUAUCCCUCAACAGCCUGUCCAUUCCGUCGAGUACCUUCAAUAUCUGACCAAGCGAAAGAGAGGCGAAAAGUGGACUCCAAGAAAAACGAACCGAAGGUCAGUCGUGGGAUUAUCUGGUACUCAAAAUGUGGAAAAACCAGAUGAGGACCUCAGCAACCUUUGGUGGGCGGAAGGAAAGUCGAGUGAAGAGGUGUUUGAUAGUCUCCGAGAGCUCGUUGAGGACAAGUCAUAGAAAGCUAUGUUUUUCGCGGUUUGGGCAUGGUGGAAUAUAUUACAUUCUGGCUAUAUAGUAUUGUUAUGCUACUG